GCCGAGUAGUACCACGUUAGAGAAAAGUCUGGUCCAUUUCAGUCAAGGUGUACUCCUAACCUCUGCUCUGCUCUGCUGCGGGUGCUUCGGACCCACUGCGAACUACGCCACCGCGCCUCCCUCGGCAUCAUGCUCAUCAAAUAGGCCAUAGCUCCCAAUAUCUCCUCCCCUAUUUGAUGUGUGUGAAACUCGCUGCAUCUCCUCUCGCCACUCUCUCGAGUCCCAACGAGUUGUAGAAACAUAGCGCGAAAGACCAAGGCGAGCUUUAGCUGCUCUCUCUCUCUCUCUCUCUCUCUCUCUCUCUGCCCUUGCCUGCUGCUGCUGGAGUCUGCUGUCAGUCAGCUCCUUCCAUCAUAACAUGGGAUGUGCUCAUUGGAGGCUCACUCUUAGCUGCCCGCGCGCGCGCGCGCUCGCUCAGAAGGGAUGUGGUGAUAGUCCAUUGUCAGACAGUUUCCACUGAGAGCCCUGAGACCUGCAGCUCUGUGGAGGUCUGACCGACUCCGCGAACUCUCUAAUUGAACACGUAUUGGAUUCCCUUCAUCACACGCACUGGUCAGCUCGCGCACCUGCGGUGGUGGUGGUGGUUGUUGUUGCUCUCAACUCCAACAUCCAUGAACGAAAUAAAGCUCUCAAGGAAGAUAAUUCUCCGGCUGACUCCCAGUUUAAGGAGCCCGCCCUUGGCGUUCUCGACUGUCAUUUCUCCGACUUCUUGCGCCUCCUCCUCCUCCACCACCACCACUCUUGCGCGAUCAUCCUUCUGCUCAUCAUCAUCGUCAUCGUCUGCCUGCGAAUCGCGAGCGAGCGAGUGAAUGAGAGCCGGAGGUGCCGUCGGGAGAGGUCCAUUCUCGCCACGCUUCGUUAUUGCGGCUCGAUUCGGGAGACCUUGCGAAGCAGGUGGUUUGUCGUAGGGACUGCAGAGAAGGAGCACGCAUUUUAAUUGGUGGCACAGCAGAGCAGAGCAGAGGAUCGAGAACAGGGUCGUCGGGCAGAAAAUGGUGUCAAUUUUCGAAUGCCAAUUGGUGGACGGGCAUCAUCAUCAGGAAACGAGGUGGAUAGCGAGGGAAGGAGCCAAGAGGCAAAAAGUGGUGACGACCCUUCAAAUGGACAGCAAUGAUGAUAUUAUUUACGAGGUCAUGAAGCAUCUGGACGCCAAAUCUCUAGCCACGGCCACCUGCGUUUCGAAGCAGUGGCGCAAAGUUGCGGAGGAUGAGAGUUUGUGGGAGAAUGUGUGCAUUCAGCACUGGCCAUCGCCCGUCGCUCGGCAAAAGCAGCUGCGCUCGGUCGUCCUGGCGCUGGGAGGGUUUCGCCGGCUGUACGUGCUGUGCCUGCGGCCGCUGCUGGCGAGGGGGCGGCCGCAACCGCAGGCUCUGCCGUCGUCCUUGAAGGGCGCAGAGGAGAGCGGCGAGCGCGAAUGGAGCAAAGACGAAGUGCAUCUGUCGCUGUCGCUCUUUUCCAUCGAUUGUUACGAGAGACUGGGCCGUCGUCACAUGACCCCGUCGUCGAUGAAGUUUCUUUGCAAGCCGUCGGCAAAUCUGUCGAUUGGAGCCCACCGCAUGCUCGGGCUCGGGCAACAACAACAACCCGCAUCGAAUGUACGGUGACCAUGACGACGAGCAAGCUUCAAAUUCCGAUUCUCGGAUUCUCGCCAAUGGCUUCUUCGGACGGGAACUCCGCAAUGCCGAAAGAAAGCCCGGCGGUGCUGGGCUUUCUUGAUUUCAGGCAUUGAAGCUGGUUUCUUUCUUCCCGGCGCCAUCGUUGGCUGAAAUUCUCGACCAGCGCUGAUCCAGGUGGAAGAGGAGUUUUCUCGGUCGUACACUUGCGAAGCGCAUGCGUCGAACGAAUGGGCGCAGGAAUCAAUCCUGUCCCGCAGCAGCAGCAGCAGCAACUUUGGGGAGUCGCAAGAGGGACUUCAAUUGCGGCCAGUCCUUCCGGGGGGACGGAGACGGGAAUGUCAGUGGAGGUCAGCGUCGCAUCGAUCCUGUGUACACACUGAAGCCUGACGUGCCGAGGGUUCCCGAACAUUAUACUCGGGAGCGCGGACAUGGCGAGUGUACAGAUUCUGGUGUGAGAAGAAUGCCGACACAUUUUGGGGAGUGGUUGCUUCAUAACCUCUAUGGAGCGGUUUUGUCUAGCAUCUGUAGCUGUAGGACCUUAUUACGCGAACAAGGGGGCCGCUGCCUUGUUGAGCUGUAAUCAGGCAUUCAUUCUUGAGAUUUCAUAGACGCAGACGAUUGUAGAUCAAUUAGGAACAUAUCACAGGCAGACGCUAGGGCAGGAUGGAUGGAUGGAUGAAGGAAUGAAUUCACAGAGUCCUUGUUGUAUAAGAAAGAGCGGCGACGAGGCCAGUCCCCGAGUACAUGACACCGACACUGACACUGCCUCGUGCAAUGUUGAUCAUGCGCACCCAUUGUCACUUCUUUAGAACCGCCAAGCGGAAUAAAGUCACCCACAAACAAACAUGUGAUGUAAAACCGUUCAAUUGAAAUCCAUGCACUGGCUUUCGU
Messenger RNA from Marchantia polymorpha subsp. ruderalis, 2504 nucleotides. Lineage: Eukaryota; Viridiplantae; Streptophyta; Marchantiopsida; Marchantiales; Marchantiaceae. The record is from the annotation of a GenBank genome assembly.